UCUGCCACGAUGUUGCGUAUAAUUUGUCUCCUUGUGUUCUUUAGUGUAAGUGAAGCAAAACCACAGUGCAUCAAUUGUAACUCUUAUGACGGAGCUGGAUUUAAUAUGAAGUAUAUAAAUAAUAAAUUCUAUAAUCCUUAUUUGGAUGAUUCAGAGACUUUUGAAAAUGUGCAUCAGGUACAUCAAAAUGUUGAAAAUGUUUUUGAUGUAAAUAAUAUUAUUUAUAAUAAGGCCCUUAAUCCCUAUUUGGUUGAUAGCACUGAAAACCAAAGAGAUCCAAAUAUAUUUGAUAUCAAUGGAAUGAUAAAUAAUAAUCCAUACUUCCAUAAUUAUUUUGAUGAUGUUAAACAAGGAAAACAGCCGCAUUUUGCUGAUUCAGAUUAUUUUAACUACAAUAAUCAAAGAAAUGAACCUAUAGAUGUGUUUAAUACCAAUGAGAAUUUCGUUCCACAUAUGCAUGAUACAAAUAUAUUUAACUACAACAAACAAAAAAAUGAAAAUGCUAAGAAUGUAUCUAAUACAAAUGAUGACUUCGUUCCACAUUUUGAUGGUACAGAUUUAUUUAACUACAAAAAACAAAAUAAUGAAAAUACUAAGAAUGUAUUCAAUAAAAAUGAUGAGUUCGUUCCACAUUUUGAUAAUACAGAUAUAUUUAACUACAAAAAACAAAAUAAUGAAAAUACUAAGAAUGUAUUCAAUAAAAAUGAUGAGUUCGUUCCACAUUUUGAUAAUACAGGUAUAUUUCACUACAAUAAACGAAAAAAUGUAAUUAAUACAAAUAAUGACUUCGUUCCACAUUUUGAUGAUACAGAUAUAUUUAACUACAACAAACAAAAAAAUGAAAAUACUAAGAAUGUAUCUAAUACAAAUGAUGACUUCGUUCCACAUUUUGAUGGUACAGAUUUAUUUAACUACAAUAAACAAAAAAAUGAAAAUACUAAGAAUGUAUUCAAUACAAAUGUUGAUCCACAUUUGGAUGACAGAGAUAUUUUUGACUAUAAUUAUAAGAUAAAUGAAACAACUGAGAACGUAUUUAAUGUAAAUGAUAACUUUGUUCCACACCUGGAUGAUUUAUAUGAUUUUAAAGACAAGAAUGAAACAAAGGAAACCACUAAUACUAUAUUAAAUGAUACUUCUACUAUUAUUGUACCGCGCUUAAAUAACACAGAUAGUCUUAGUGACGUAAAUCAAAGACAUCAAAAAACGGAAAAGGUGUUUAAUGAUUUAGCUCAGAGUCUUAUCGAGGCUGAAAAAGUUUUAAAGAGUUACGUUGACAAAAACGAGAGAGCAAUCGAAAUAUAUAGCAAGGAAGAAUAUUCUUGCACAUAUUCCAUCAAGAAUUACGACGAAUCCUCGGUGAUUAUAAAUAUAAAACAUAGAGUUAUGCGAGUAAUGGCUAUUUCAAAAGCCGAUGUGACAGAAAAGGUAUUAGAUGAUAUUAGAAUAUUGCCUGACAGACUACAAAUAAGUACAGCAACGUACAUACUGGAAAACGAAAUUUUAACUAUUAAUGUGCGUUUUGAACAGAGACAAGACGUGUACGAUGAGCCCAGGGUAGACACGUUCGUAGUGCCUUAUAACAUAAAUACCUUGUUGAGAUAAUGUGACAGACUGAACAGUUACUUGUACAUGUAAAAAGUAUUCCACUUUUUAACCAACUUCCAAAAAGGAAGAGGUUUUAUGUUCGGCUAUAUGUAUGUUUUGUAUUAUUACAAUGUUAAUCUGUGACAGAUCUUCACUUAGUGUGCUUUUAUUUUAAUAAACAUAAAAAUUGCAUUCUGAAUAAUAGUUUCGUCACUAUCGAGGUAUCACUAUACGAAAAAAAAAAUUCAAACUUACGACUACCUUUAGAGAUAACCUAACUUUUUAAUACCUCUAAAAAUAACAUGAUGGCGUUACGUAUAUGUUGAUUUUUAAAACCGUCACUUUAUUAGAUAGAAAAUAUUGGCUAUUCAAUUCAAUUCUAAUUCUUAGUUUCAAUGACAGUUGUCAAUUGUGAAUAUUAUUAUUCAUUUUAAUUAAAAGAACUGUUAUU
Bicyclus anynana (squinting bush brown) is the source of this 2035-nucleotide messenger RNA. RefSeq names its product probable serine/threonine-protein kinase clkA. The record is from RefSeq and is a predicted model, not a curated record. Lineage: Eukaryota; Metazoa; Arthropoda; Insecta; Lepidoptera; Nymphalidae. Bases 10 to 1602 code for a protein of 530 amino acids. The transcript has a single exon.